AUGUAUAUCGAAGACGAUUACUUGGAUAAUUCACCACCCCUACCAGUAUCAUUGCUCGACUUAUUAUCAAACUCACUUGUUCUCGACCACAUUGUUCCAUAUUUGCCACUGUCUAGCAUCUUUGCUCUUGUCAGGUCUUCCCGCGUCUUCCGCGACCUAUUGUUGAAGACUCCCUCAGUAUUCCGCUCUGUCGACCUAUCCAAAUGCAGUGGAGCCUAUGUUCCCCCAGAUCUACUGACUGGGAUCGACUCCGGUGGUCAUUCGUGGCGUGCCGAACGUAUUGACGAAAACCUGACGGAAGAUGAGUUCUAUGCGGGUCCACUCCGAGGGGUCUUUUGGAAUCUGCGUCGAAUGCAUGUUCUGCAGAGUGUUCAGAUUCUCAUUCUCGACAACUUGGCUUCGGUGACGAGCGACUUGAUCAGUGACAUCGUCUUCACCCCAGAAUACAACAUUCGAAUUCUCAGCAUUCGACGAUGUGGGAACGUCAAUCAAGCCAAAUUGCAACAGCUUCUUCGCCAUUUGUGUCGACCCAGCCGUCCUGAAGGUACUCCACGACUGCAAGGACUGUACUACUUUUCGCAGCCUGCCUCCACGGGCAAUCAUUUGCUCAAUGAUACAACGGCUUCUUCAGGAGUCACAUUCUUAGAUGGUGCACAACUCGGAACCAUUCCCUGCGCGAAACCCCUUUCGAACUCUGCGAUCACAGAUCCGUGGUAUUCUCCGACAGGCAAAGUCAUAGAUAAAGGUUUCGGAAAACGGUCUAGCUGGGAAGAAACCUUGCAGGCAUGCUAUGGAGUUAUCAGCUUUGAUGCCGUUCUAUGUACCCAUAUGCAUACUGACAUGGCGCCUGUGCUUCAUGCUGCAUCACAGGACUAUCUUCAGGAGCACAAGGCCGGAAUUGCUCCCAUGGCCACGAUAUCCUUAGGUCCUGAUGGAUGUGCUGGUUGUGGUCGCCACCCGCAGGGUGCACCGGUCUGGGGUGAAAGUGAUAUCUCCGAAUUCCCACUUCUCUGGCCACCUCCAACCAAUGCCAAACUCAUUGAUGCCGUGCGACCGCCACCUCGAUUUUCAGAAAAUGGCAAGCAACUCAAACAACGACUGAUCGUCGCUUGCUCCUGGUGUCUUACUAAUCGUCAUUGUGAAAGUUGUCACCGCUGGUGGUGCGCCGAUUGUUACAAUCCGAAAAAAUCCAAGAAAUGGAGCGACAUGGAGAGAUUAAGCACUCUAGGAUUAUCGUAUCUUCCGUCCUUGGAUGAACUCAGGAAUGGAGCUGGUAACGAUGAUUACGAAGAACAUAUCAAGGUAUUUAAUGGUCUCUGCGUUCAAAAUUGCCUCGUUGCCGAAUACAUGGCCGGAGCCGGCGAAGGCGGUAUGUGGGGAUGA
Messenger RNA from Exophiala bonariae, 1383 nucleotides. RefSeq lists its product as uncharacterized. The coding region runs from base 1 to 1383 and encodes 460 amino acids. The transcript has a single exon. Lineage: Eukaryota; Fungi; Ascomycota; Eurotiomycetes; Chaetothyriales; Herpotrichiellaceae. The record is from RefSeq and is a predicted model, not a curated record.